This is a messenger RNA of Letharia lupina, 2469 nucleotides long. RefSeq lists its product as uncharacterized. The record is from RefSeq and is a predicted model, not a curated record. NCBI's taxonomy places the organism in Eukaryota, Fungi, Ascomycota, Lecanoromycetes, Lecanorales, Parmeliaceae. Bases 1 to 2469 code for a protein of 822 amino acids. The transcript is spliced from 2 exons.
AUGGAGUCGGACACCCGAGAACCUAGGCGAGGGACCGCUGGCCAAGGUCGGACAGUGAGUGGGGAAAAGAGUCCCGCAGGCUCCGUAAAACGUGCUCGGGAAAGAGCAGCAGCAGGCCUGCCGCCAGAGCGCCCCCAGAUGCCGCCAUAUCCUACGCCGCUCUCUGUCAAGACCUCACCAAGAAGAUCUCCACAACAGGGCACCAGCCCGACGGACCGUGCUCGAUACCCACAAUACCCAACCCACGGGAGUAGACAGGGCCAGAGCUUUUCGAGCAACGUACCUUUGGCCUCCAGCCGUCCUAGAAAAGGCCCUGCGAGUCCUGUGUCUCCACAAGAAUACACACAAACCAGUUCAACACAGGAGCGGAACGUAGGUCGGGGUCCACCACCGCAGAGACCACCAAGACCAAAUUUCGUGCCACCAAUGCCUCAAUCUUCUGGCUAUAGAGAUAACCAACCUCCACCACUUCAAUAUCGAAAACCUCAACCCCAAGAACAACCGCUGCGAAACUACUGGGAGGAUAGUUACCUGGAUUCUAGUAGCUCGAGUCGGCCACUCACAACCUCAACGACGUCAACGGGAACCGGUUCCUCCACCGGCAGCAUUCCUGAUUUCCCUUCUAUACCGGCGAUGCCAUCAAUGCUACCGAUGCCUACUUACCAACCUCCUCCCAGGCGAAACCUCGGACCCCCGCCUUCGGCACGAAAAGGUGGCUCAUCAUAUUACUCGCAGACGUCCUUUGUAACACCCAUACAGGAAGAACUGUCGGAUACCCAUAGCUCGUACGCUUCAAGUACUGUCAUGCCAGUGAGUUGGAGUGACGGUCCGCCUGAAUAUUACAUGGGCGCCGGCAUUGAUGAAGAGGAGGAAGAAGAUGCACCCGAAGGCAAUAGCGGCCGUGGUUCGAGCGCAGGUGAUCAUGAUGAUGCGAGUGGCCUGGUGAGGAAAGGUGGAAAUCCACGAAUAACGUCUCUGGACACAGUGGAAAGUGGAGAUGAAUCGGACAGAGGGUCACGCGGCAUGCAAGAGCUAGAUUGGCAGGCUAGACAGGAUGAACGGUGGCGGCCUGGUUUCGCCGGUACUGCUGAUACAGACCCCAUCGGACGACAUAACUUCAGGGGCAAUGCGAGGCUACACCCGUAUUCUGGAUAUGAGAGCGAUGCAACCUUUUUAGAUUCGCCGACUGGCGAAUCUCCUAUGCCUCGAGCCCUCAAGACAAACAACUUGCCAACCAGCAAUGCCUAUUUUGGGACACCAUCCUCGACAGGUUCGCCCGUCGAUCCCACAGUAGACCAGAUACUGGGUCACCUUGAAAAAGGUGGCGCUCUCGCUCCCAGCGGGACGGCUUCCCCCUCAACAGCGGCAUCAAUGACGGGGAAAGGGACCAAACGCCCACCAAACUUAAACCUGAAAGCUACAAAAGAAGGCAGAGACAGUGCAACGAGUCUUCCGGAGCUCAUCAGGCGAGCAACAAAAUUGGCCUCGAACCUUGAUCGAGGCAAGACAGCAAGUCGACUAGGCAUGCUGGAUAUGUUGAAUGCGAAGGAGAAGGAGUCAAGAGAAAGGGCAGGCAAGGGCUCCCGCACUAGCUCGAUAUCAGACAUCCUAGCAACGUUUCCAUCACCGUCUCCUACAACGCCCACCGGCCAGCGACCUUCCGGUUGGCCAACCCCAUCGCCACAUGGCAAGUCCAAUCUUUCGAGAGCUCAGACGGUCAAUUAUGGCUCCUCGACUGGUCACAGAAGGCUCACGUGCAACACGCCCGGUGAUAGCAGCUGUACAACCAGUGAUGUCCCCGUUACCGGUACUACUGGGGCCUAUAAGAAUUCAACCCUCGGCAGCAGUAUACCUCGUCUUCUCACGGCGGCAGAGUCCAACUAUAGCAUCCCAAUCACCUCAUAUACACUUCUCUCCCUUUUCAGCGCCAGCAACCUCUCAUGCUCUUCAGAGAACGCUCUCGUCACCUUCAACUCACAGUCACAGCGCAGAGAUCUUGAUCUUCCGCUCCUCUCUUCUGAAUCUCAUUUUCAUCAUCGUCCUAGAAUUCUAGACUUGGAGGAGGUCGUUGCACUGCCUACAAGGACCCAUCACCAUCCCUCGCACAUUCUCGAAGCCCGCGGUGCUGCUCAGACCUCCGAAAACAUCGUCUUCGCCGCUCCCACUGGGGACGUUCCCCCAGCAGCAGCAUCUUCGGUGCCGGCCUCCACUACCGACGAAAAAACGGUUACCUCAACUGUGCUAGACUUCGCUCGCACGGCCGUCCUCUUCAUCUUUCAAGAGACCUCAUCGCUUGACAUCACCACUACCGCGUUGGACAAAUUACAUGCUACGUUAUCCAACGGGAAAACUUUUGAUGCGAGCGACACCAGCGCCGGUGGGAACAUCACCGUGGAUCUUUCGGCCUUGACCGUCGGCUUCGGGAACGGGACUCUAUAUGGAGGGAAAGGUACUGGAGCGAAGCGUUGA